Messenger RNA from Hylaeus anthracinus, 4258 nucleotides. RefSeq names its product carbohydrate sulfotransferase 11-like. Bases 2458 to 3519 code for a protein of 353 amino acids. The transcript is spliced from 6 exons. Gene Ontology annotation, biological process: carbohydrate biosynthetic process. Gene Ontology annotation, cellular component: membrane. The record is from RefSeq and is a predicted model, not a curated record. Gene Ontology annotation, molecular function: sulfotransferase activity. Lineage: Eukaryota; Metazoa; Arthropoda; Insecta; Hymenoptera; Colletidae.
GACACGAGCACGCCAGUCUUCCUGAAACGAGAUCAAAUUACGAUUAAUUGAAAGUUAAGGGGAAGGUACGACCACAAGAAUUUACUAAAUUUCAUCAACUUGGAUCGCCUUAAUGUCAUUUAGGUUGCUUAUGAGAUACAUUUAGCGGUUUUUUAUUGUAUGAUUUUUAUUUUAAAGAUUAUUGCACCUUUUAGUCCAAGAUACAUUUAUAAAAACAUUUGCAGGCGAUGUCAUUCGACAAGAAUCUGGAGUCGAGAAACGAAUGUUAUCGAUCGUCGCAGCAAGUCUGAAUACAAUCUACCGGUAACAUCUGCAUUUGCUUUCCGAUUCGGCUCUAUUUACACGGAAGUGAUCGAUACUAUCGACUUUUCAUAGUUCCAAAGAACUCGUGGAGGAACUUCCUCAAGAGUCAACAGAAUAAAAAGAUCUACCACGGCUUCGCAAUAUUUUGCAUUCUACUACAAGAUACUUUAUAAAUAAUUACCCCCGAAGAAGACACGCCAAUUACAAGAAAAUACCAAUUACUUCAAGUACGUCAUACCCAAGACGUUAAUAAGACGUUAUUAAGUACAAACUUCGUUUCUCUCGUGUCUUCGCGUACAUUCGAAACGAUUACAAAAUGCAAAACACGGAUAUUAGGACUGGUUUGAAGACGCCUCGCGAGGUUCAAACGACGCUGGAAUCGCAAUGGAUUUGCAUAUACAUCGAAACGGCGAUUUAGUGGACCGACGUGGCACGCAACGCGUUCCUAAUUAUUUUCUUGCUACCCGCGGGCGGCACGCGUUUCGCCUCCGCGACUUCGGUGCAUAAUGUUCCAUAGGGAAAUCUCUCUCGUUUUUCAUCAGCGGAAUAUUCAUACUAAUCGCGAACGGGUCUGUUUCAGCGUCUCGGGGCCACGUGGAAAGCGAGACGCGGCAUGCAUUAUUCAAAUCGUCGCCGUUUCACUGCCACGAGGAUACGAACAUCGGGGAAAAUGUCUUCUGGAAGUGUGAUCAAUCUACUUAAUCAGUCGACGCAAUAAAAACACCGUCAGGCAAGGGGUGGUCCCUGAAAAAUUCCACAAAUGAAGAACAUUAAUGAUAACGAGAAAUUAAAACGUCACGUUGACAUACGUUUCUCAGCAAAGAACAUGUUGCAGGUUCAAAGUAUGACAUUAAGUGACUUGCCUGUUAUAGAGUCUGCGACACAGGCAGGGGAGGAUUCGACCACUCAACACGUUGUUGGUCAGGUGAAUAAGCUUUACUCAACUGAUGUUAUUCAGUCGGUAAGAUGAAAAUAAGCUUUACUCACAAUCAGAGUAGCUGUUUAGUCGGUAUAGAAACUCAUGGUUUGCUCACAAUUACACUGACUAUUCAGUCGGUAUGGUACACUCACGCUUUACUCACAAUCAGAGUAGCUGUUUAGCCGGUAUAGAAACUCAUGGUUUGCUCACAAUUACACUGACUAUUCAGUCGGUAUGGUAGACUCACGCUUUACUCAGAAUCAGACUGGCUGUUCAGUCGGUAUGAUAAACUCGCGCUAAUAUGGAUGACAUGGCUGUAAAGCUUGUUAAAAUUCAAAAAUUAAUAUAUCCAUGUCUUUAUCUUCUUAUAUUUACGUGAAAAACAAUGACGAAACAACCUAUCCUCAAAGAGUGAGCGAACCCACCGGCGCUGAAUCAUUUAUUUCCGUGCGAAAAGUUUCCUUUACCUUAAACAGAGUAGAUUACGCGACGAGGAGGAUCGAUAGAUGCUAUUCACUUUUAUAGUUCUGAUUAUACCCACACUUCUACGUUGAUGGAAGGGCAAUAGCGUGGCCUUGAACUUCCGUUGAAUGAAAGGCAGACGAUUUCACGGUCAAGAGACGCUUCAACGUGUCUCGCUGAUAACGACAAUCGCAUAAAACGUUCGUUACUUUCACCGCGAACGCAAUUGUCUGGAACGAAUUGCAAACGCGACAAAAAUAAAUUCUAUGUAGUUUAUACUUAGCGCAUAAUUUCUUGUAUGGCUGACACGUGCAAUUUAUUAUUAUUUUCAAUCGGUAUCAUAGUUUAUAAAUUGAUAUUCGUGAUCGAUAUGAAUGAUCAUUUACAGGUUUCGUUUUGUGCCGUGUGUAUAUGAUAUUUAUACACUUCAGGGGCAAGUAAAAAAUGAAACAAACAUCAAUUAGUUCUUCGAGCUUGAACUGAAAUCAAAAUAAAAAUUAAAUUUAAUUACAAAGCUCCUUGCCACGGGUUUAGAAUACCGCAGAUCCAUCACUGUCGGAGAACAACAGGAAACCGGUCAGUCAGUGCCUCGCUAGAAGGAAGAACGAAUAUUUACCUCGUGCUUCCAGUAAAUACGUGCUUUUUCUGUUAAUUCUCAGGUCGAACUAAACGUUUCGUGAGAUUACCAAACAAAAUGGGUGUUCGUAAGAUGAGUGGUAGACAAUUUCAUGUGAGACUCAACGUUUAACGUUUCCUUUUGAAUAAAUGAACGCAUGAUGUAUAGAAACCGCAAAAGAAUUGUUCUUCAAAUUUUAAAGUAUGUCGUUGGCUGUGGAUUGAUAUUUUUUAUAUUGAAAUUGACCCUACAUCGUGUUGGAGAGGAGGACAAGUUAAUACCUACGUUGGAUGAACUGGAUAAAUUAAUGGUCGAAGCAGAAAACGACAAUUUCCAGCGAUUGUUAACAGCGAAGUAUACUUGCCGAAGAUACAAUCUAGGUGCAUAUAAAGAACCCGAUAAACUUGCAAGCUUUAAGCACCCACCCGCGCCACAGUAUAGCGUCUUUUAUAUAAGCAGGUCGCAUAAUCUAUCAUACUGUCCAAUUUACAAAGCCGGUAGCACAACAUGGAUUUACAAUUUAUGUCUUCUAAUGAACGUGCCCGAGGAAGAGCUGAACAGUGGAAAGGAACAGAUAUCGACCAUCGCGAGAAGGGUAAUACCGGAACUCGAAUAUCCAGCAGCCGACAAGGCUCUAAAGGUAACGAAGAAACUCUUGGUGGUAAGGCACCCAUUUGAGAGAUUGCUGAGCGCAUAUCGCGAUAAGCUGGAAAACUCUGUGGCUGGAAGGGAACACGGGACACUUCACUUUUAUCGGAAAUAUGGCAGCAAGAUUGUUCAAAAGUACCGCGAGAGGAAUUAUACCGAACCUACGAAGGACCAGGUGAUCAGACUAGAGGGAAUUCCUUCGCCAGCUGGAAUCGAACCGACGUUCAGAGAAUUCGUUCAGUAUCUAAUUAACACCGACUUGGCCAGCUACGGAGACGAUCAUUGGAUGCCAUACUACUUCUUCUGCACGCCUUGCAUCGUCGAUUAUGACAUAAUCGCGAAGGUAGAAACAAUGUGGCGGGACCAGAUUUACACGAUCCAUAAAUUAGGCCUGCAAAAGGUAAUUAAGCCAAGAUGGCGACAUAGCGGUGGUCACUCGAGCGCAUCGAGGAUAUAUUUCAGUCAGCUGAACAAAGAUAUGAUGCAGAAAUUGUACGGAAAAUUCAAACUCGACUUCGACCUAUUCGAUUACUCGCCUGAUCAUUAUUACCAAUACGCAGCUCCUGUUUAAAAAUUAAAUUCAAACAAAAAUACGAAUUAUCGUUCCAAUAAAUAAUAAAAAAAAUUGCAUGGUACUGCAAAAAUAAGUUCCAGCGUACUAUUACUUGAUUUUUAUCCAGCCGGAUCGGUCAAGUACCCCACGGUUAGUGGUCGAGGGUCGGUGGCGAUAAAACGCGGCAGCUUUUCGUUUGCUCAUUAAUUAAUCCGACUCGAGGGGGAGCCAUCGACUUUAGGACAGAUCGUUCUGAUACAUUGCGUCAUGGCAAGUGGGUCAAUCGAUUUCGUCGGCAAAAGUUCGUCGCGUGGCGUAAUGUGAUUUAAACACUAUCAAUUAGGUUCACGUAUGUAUGCUUAUCGGCUUAACACGUUUCUUUGUUUUUGCCGUCCGUCUGUUCCAGCGAUUUUCGUGCUGAACACGUUCGACGUGACCGUAAAAAUAUAGGACGUAUUCGAUUAGCAUUGUUAAGCUUCGUGAAAUAUUUCAUGCGCCAGCAGGUUAGUACUUAACUUAUCGAACGCUUGCGAUUCUCCUAUUAAGCAUCGAUCCACGUGAACAUGCUUGCAUUGAAGAGAAGUAACGCGAUCUUCGAGAGAGUUUCGAUUAUAGUCCUACAGCCGACUCGAUUGUAUCCCACAUGUUACACUACGUGUAGCGUGAAUGUUAUGCUGCAAGUAUUGUGAAUAUCGUGUAUAGUACGAUUACAUUGUGCGUAUUGCGACAGUUACAGAAGAAAAUAAAGGAAUCGUAU